CGGGGAAACGGCUCUGGUAGUGUGAGCCCCUUCUGACGGGGCUCGUGACGCCGCUGAGGUUACUCUCAGGAACUGGGUUGCGGAGCAAUGGGGGAUCCUGGGGCACGGGGUGCAGUUCGGAGAGUUGAGCCCUACUGCUUGUGUUAGAGUUUAAAUCUCGUCUCCACCGCAUAUUAGCUGAGUGACGCAAGGCAACGUAUUUAAUCUCUCUAGAGGAGCUUCCUCAUCUGUUAAAGGGUAAUAAUAAUGGUACCUUCCUCUUCGGACCCUUAGGAAGAUAAAACGAUGAUAGGUAAAAUUGUUUGAAACAGUGCCAGUAUAUAGUAGGCACUAAGUGUUUGCAAUCAUUAAUAUUUUUGUUGUUGCUGCUAGUAACAGUAUUGCCAUUGCCGAACCUAGUAUCCUGAAUUCCUAAGGUGAGCGCUUUGCUCGGCAAGAGACAUGAUCUCUUUUUGGGGGGAGCCCUGCUGUGGCCGUUUGUGCAUUUAUUUCCAGGCUGCUGCCCGUGCCUGGGGCUUGCCCUUCUUGGGCUUUGCAGUGCCAAGCGGAAGGGGGUGUGUGUGGUCAGUGCAAUGAGUGCUGUCAUCCCCCGUUUUAGAAGGUUUCCCCUAUCUCGUUUUACUUUCUGGUUCAGCGACUCCUGCCCGGCACAGCUCGCUAACAUCCUUGCUGAAGGACUAGUGGACACAAGUUCAUGCCUUAUGGGUUAGCUUGUUUUUAAUCCCUGCUUAAGGUGAUCAAAUUCAGGUUUGUUUUUGUUUUUAAAACAAGGUAGCAUGUUUACCCAGAAGCAGCAUAGCAGUGUAUAUGUUUUGUUAGAUCUUUAAUACCUGAGACUUCAAGUUGAAAAAUAAUAUCAAGAACUCAUCAGUUAGUUGAGUAGACUUUUUGGGGGGCUAUAUUUUGUGGAUGACAUUCAGAAACCUCAUUCAGUAGCAGAUUUUGGUAUUUUUCACCAGUUUUCAACCAUGGACUCUCACUGGAGAGAAGAUAAAGAUGUAAUUUCUCAGUCAUGAGAACAGCCUUCUGAAAUGAGAAAAGAGGUUUUGAACCCUGCUGUUGCUAAAGAUAAUAUCGUUAAAAGAGUAGGACCAAUUUUUUUUUUGAUAUAAAGAAUUUUAUUUAUUAUCAUUAUUUCAGUCACUAGACAGUCACCACAUAAAUCUCUGAAUUUGUUGUAGGGAAUAAGAGUCGUAUAAGACAAGUUCCUUGCCCUCAAGAAGUUUAUAGCCUACUUAGGGAGGCCACACAGAAGUAGAAGUUAACUAAAAGUACAGGAAGUGACAGUACAUCUCAACAAUUUUAUGAAUGUUAAGAAGCAGUUUCUUCUUUGAAAACUGAACAUAUGAACAAGUAUAAACUACUAUAACUUUUCUUAGGAGGUACAAGGUUCUUUUUAAGUAAGUAAUUUUAUAAAAGAUUUAUCAACACUUUUUUUGUGUGAGGAAGAUUAGCCCUGAGCUAACACCUGUUGCCAAUCCUCCUCUUUUUUGCUGAGGAAGGUGGGCCCUGGGCUAACAUCGUGCCCAUUUUCCUCUACUUUAUGUGAGACACCUGCCACAGUGUGGCUUGAUGAGGGUGCGUAGGUCUGCGCCCGGGAUCCGAACCUGUGAACCUUGGGCUGCCAGAAGUGAAGCACGGGAACUUAACCACUAUGCCCCCGAGUUGGCCCUAACACAUUUUUUUUUUAAAUAAAAAAUGAAUUGAAGGCAGAGAAUGAAGCUUACCUUCUGGUUUCCUGGACAUUUCCAUAAAAUCUGAGUUACGAAAUGUCAAGCCAGUACUUUAAUGUUUUUGUGGACUUUUCCCCCAUGUUCUAGAGAAGUGGUUAUUUGUUACUCUAUCAGAUACCCAUUUUCUUAAUUUUCACCCAUAAAUUUCAUGUUUGAAAUAGUGUAUCAAACCGCAUUUAAGUAAUUUUCGCAUUUUCAUGACAUCACUGAUUAUACAAUAAAAACAAAAGCAAUAAAGAUAUUAACCUUGUUUAAUUGUAUGGUUGGUUGAUCCUGUAGUUUGCUGGGCCUUGUUGAAGAUGUGUAAUAUCUUUCGUCUUUUUGAGAUUUACGAUAAAUAAAAAACGAAAACAGCACUAUUGUAUUGAGUUGGGGAGUUUCAGGGCUGAUCCAGGAAAAAGAUAGGACCACAAGGUGGCAGUAGCACAUAAGGAACUUGGAACUUGGUUGGGAUAGGAUUUUGACAAGAUUGCAUGGGAGAAUGGAAUCUAAUUCACAUCAAGAUGGGGUGCCUAGACCAUCUUAUGUUUUUAGUGCUGACCCAAUUGCAAGGCCUUCGGAAAUAAAUUUUGAUGGCAUUAAGCUUGAUCUCUCUCGUGAAUUUUCCUUAGUUGCUUCAAGCACUGAGGCAAACAGUUUGGAAUCCAAAGAUUAUCUCCAGGUUUGUCUUCGAAUAAGACCAUUCACACAGUCAGAAAAAGAACGUGAGUCUGAGGGCUGUGUGUAUAUUCUGGACUCACAGACUGUUCUGCUGAAAGAUCCUCAAAGCAUCCUUGGUCGGUUAAGUGAGAAAAGCUCUGCACAGAUGGCACAGAAAUUCAGUUUUUCCAAAGUUUUUGGCCCAAAAACUACACAGAAAGAAUUCUUCCAGGAUUGCAUUAUGCAGCCAGUAAAAGACCUGUUGAAAGGACAAAGUCGGCUAAUUUUUACUUAUGGGCUAACCAAUUCAGGAAAAACAUAUACAUUUCAAGGCACAGAAGAAAAUGUUGGCAUUCUGCCUCGAACUUUGAAUGUGUUAUUUGAUAGUCUUCAGAAAAGACUAUAUACCAAGAUGAACCUUAAACCACAUAGAUCCAGAGAAUAUUUACGGUUAUCACCAGACCAAGAGAAAGAAGAAAUUGCUAGCAAAAGUGCAUUGCUUCGGCAAAUUAAAGAGGUUGUUAUGCAUAAUGACAGUUGUGAUACUCUUUAUGGAAGUUUAACAAAUUCUUUGAAUAUCCCAGAGUUUGAAGAAUCCAUGAAAGAUUGUGAACAAGCUAGCUUGAAUAUGGAUAAUAAUAUAAAAUUUUCUGUGUGGGUUUCUUUCUUUGAGAUUUACAAUGAAUGUAUUUAUGACUUGUUUGUUCCUGUGUCAUCUAAGUUCCAAAAGAGAAAGAUACUACGCCUUUCCCAGGAUAUAAAGGGCUAUUCUUUUAUAAAAGAUUUACAAUGGAUUCAAGUAUCUGAUUCCAAAGAAGCGUAUAGACUUUUAAAACUAGGAAUAAAGCACCAGAGUGUCGCCUUCACAAAACUGAACAAUGCUUCCAGUAGAAGUCACAGCAUAUUCACUAUUAGAAUAUUACAGAUUGAAGAUUCUGAAAUACCUCGUGUAAUGCGAGUCAGUGAAUUGUCUUUGUGUGAUCUUGCUGGUUCAGAACGAAGCAUGAAGACACAGAAUGAAGGUGAAAGGUUAAGAGAGACUGGGAACAUCAACACUUCUUUAUUGACUCUGGGAAAGUGUAUUAAUGUUUUGAAGAACAGUGAAAAGUCAAAGUUUCAACAGCAUGUGCCUUUCCGGGAAAGUAAACUGACCCACUAUUUUCAAAGUUUUUUUAAUGGUAAAGGGAAAAUAUGUAUGAUUGUCAACAUCAGCCAAUGUUGUUUUGCCUAUGAUGAGACACUCAAUGUGUUGAAGUUCUCAGCCAUUGCACAAAAAGUUUGUGUUCCAGACGCUUUAAAUUCCUCUCAAGAGAAAUCAUUUGGACCUGUCAAGUCUUCUCAAGAUGUAUCACUAGACGUUAAUAAUUCAGAUGAUAAAAUAUUAAAUGUAAAAAGAGCCACAAUUUCAUGGGAAAGUGGUCUAGAAGAUCUAGUGGAAGAUGAAGAUUUGGUUGAGGAUCUAGAAGAAGCUGAAGAAAACCAAAAUGUGGAAACUGAACAUACUGAUGAACAUCUAGAUAAAACAGAGGAAGAUAAGGCUUUCAUUAGCCACGAGGAGAAGAGAAAACUGUUGGAUUUAAUAGAAGACUUGAAAAGAAAACUGAUAAAUGAAAGAAAAGAAAAGUUAACAUUGGAAUUUAAAAUUCGUGAAGAAGUUACACAGGAGUUUACUCAAUAUUUGGCUCAACGUGAAGCUGACUUUAAGGAAACUCUCCUUCAGGAACGAGAAAUGAUAGAAGAAAAUGCUGAAUGUCGUUUGGCUAUCUUCAAGGAUUUGGUUGGUAAAUGUGAGACUCAGGAAGAACCAAUGAAUGAAGAUCGUGCCAUGAAAGUUGAAACCAAAGAAGCACAUAUUUAUGUAGGAAUUGAAGAUAUUAUUGAUUCUCUUCAAGAUGAUGUCACUGAUAUUAAGACACAGGCUGAAAUUGCUCACUUAUAUAUUGCAUCUCUUGCUGACCCCCAGGAAGCUAUUGCUUGUUUAGAACUAAAGUUUAAUCAAGUUAAAGCUGAAUUAGCUAAAACCAAAGAAGAAUUAAUCAAAACCCAGGAAGAGUUAAAAAAGAGAGAAAAUGAAUCAGAAAUUAACUUAAAUUCGUUGGUUCAAGAGCUUGAGGAAUCUAAUAAGGAGAAGGCUGGUACAUCUUUAAUAAUAAACAAUAAAUUGGCUUGUAAUGAAACAGUUGAAAUGCCUAAGGACAGCAAGAUGAAAAUCUAUUUAGGAAGAAAAAGAUUAAAUGAAAAUGAACUUCAACAAGAUGAACCACCAGCAAAGAAAGGACCUAUACAUGUUAGUCCAACUGUCACUGAAGACCAAAACAAAAGUGAAGAAAUGCGACAGAGCAUUUCAGAAGAUGAGGAAGACAUUAGAGUUUUACAAGAAAAUAAUGAGCUGAAAACACAUUUACUCAUUGUUGAGAAUGAACUUAAAAAUGAAAAGGAAGAAAAAGCAGAAUUAAAUAAACAGAUUGUUAGUUUGCAACAGGAACUUUCUUUUUCUGAGAAAAAGAGUUUUACUUUAAGUAUAGAAGUCCAACAAAUUCAGUCCAAUUAUGACAAUGCAAUUUCUGAAUUACAUAUGCAGAGAGGUAUAAAUCAAGAACAGGAGGAAAAGAUCAUGAAAUUGUCAAAGGAGCUAGAAACCACUAGAAGAAACAUCACAAAUAAUGUUUCACAAAUAAAAUUAAUGCAAGCAAAAAUAGAUGAACUACGUACACUUGAUUCAGUUUCUCAGAUCUCAAACAUAGAUUUACUCAAUCUCAGGGAUCUGUCAAGUGGUUCUCAAGAGAAUAAUUUGCCAAAUACACAGUUACACCUUUUGGAUAAUGAUUAUUUGGUAAGCAAGCAGGUUAAAGAAUAUCAUAUUCAAGAACUCAGUAGGGAAAGUUCUUUCCACUCUAGUAUUGAAGCCAUUUGGGAAGAAUGUAAGGAGAUUGUAAAGGCUUCUUCCAAAAAAAGUCAUCAGAUCCAGGAACUGGAGCAACAAAUUGAAAAAUUACAGGCAGAAGUAAAAGGCUAUAAGGAUGAAAACAAUAGACUAAAAAUAGAGGAGAGGGACAAUAAAAAUCGAGAUGACCUACUAAGAGAGAAAGAAAGUCUUAUACAGCAGCUGAAAGAAGAAUUGCAAGAAAAAAACAUUAGUCUUGAUUUGCAAGUACAGCAUGUAGUUGAAGGAAAGAGAGCACUUUCAGAACUUACACAAGAUGUUGCUUGGUAUAAAGUGAAAGUAAAGGAACUUGAAGCAAUCUUAGAAACUCAGAAAGAUGAAUGUAGCCGUUCAGCCAAGUUAGAGCAAGAAAUUUUGGAAAAAGAAACUAUCAUCUUAAACCUAGAAAAAAAUCUAAAGGAAUUUCAAGCAAAUCUUCAGGAUUCUAUCAAAAACACCAAAGAAUUAAGUGAAAGGGAAGUUAAGUUAAAAGAAGAAAUCACACAUUUAACAAAUAACCUGCAAGAUGCAAAGCAUUCACUUCAAUUAAAGGAAGAAGAAAAAGAAACCAACUGGCAAGAAACAGAAAAGUUGAAAGAGGAGCUCUCUGCCAGCUUUGCUCUUACCCAGAAUCUGAAAGCAGAUCUUCAGAGGAAGGAAGAAGAUUAUGUUGAGCUGAAAGAGAAACUGGCUGAUGCCAAAAAACAGAUUGAGCAAGUACAGAAAGAGGUGUCUGUUAUGCGUGAUGAGGAGAAAUUACUAAGGAUUAAAAUUAAUGAACUAGAGAAAAAGAAAAACCAGUGUUCUCAGGAAAUAGAAAUGAAACAGCGAACCAUUCAGCAACUCAGGGAGCAGUUAAGUAAUCAGAAGGUGGAAGAAGCUAUACAACAGUAUGAGAGAGUGUGCAAAGAUCUAAAUGUUAAAGAGAAAAUAAUUGAAGACAUGCGAAUGACACUGGAAGAACAAGAACAAACUCAGGUAGAACAAGAUCAAGUGCUCGAGGCUAAAUUAGAGGAAGCUGAAAGACUGGCCACAGAAUUGGAAAAAUGGAAGGAAAAAUGCAAAGAUCUAGAAACCAAAAGUAAUCGAAGUUCAAAUAAAGAACUUGAGGAUAACACAGAUGUACUUAGUAAACAACUCAGUAAGCUUCAAGAUGAGUUUCAGGAAUCUGAACAGAAAUAUAAAUCUGAUAGACAGAAAUGGGUAGAAGAAAAAAUGACGCUUAUUACUCAGGCAAAAGAAGCUGAGAAUCUACGAAACAAAGAGAUGAAAAAAUAUGCCGAAGACAGAGAGCGUUGUUUAAAGCAACAAAAUGAAGUGGGCAUACUUACAGCACAGCUGGCAGAGAAAGAUAGUAACCUUCAAAAGUGGAGAGAAGAACGGGAUCAACUGGUUGCAGCUUUAGAAAUACAGCUGAAAGCACUGAUCUCUAGUAACAUACAGAAAGAUAAUGAAAUUGACCAAUUAAAAAAGAUCACAUCAGAGGCUUCUAAAACAGAAGAACAAACUAUGGCUAUUAAGCACAGACAUAUGAGUUCAAUGGAUCCUGGCAGAGUUGAAACUGAACCUCAAACAACAAGUUUUGAAAUUUCCACAAACGAAGUAGAGGAUGGAUCUGUAGUCCUUGACUCUUGUGAAGUGUCAACAGAAAAUAAUCAAACUACUCGAUUUCCCAAACCUGAGUUCGAGAUUCAGUUUACACCUUUACGGCCAAACAAAAUGUCAGUGAUACACCCUGGUUGUACCUCACCAGUGACAGUUAAGAUUUCCAAGACCCGGAAGAGGAAGAGUAAUGAAAUGGAGGAGGACUUUGUGAAAUGUGAAAAUAAGAAGAAUGCUACACCCAGAACUAAUUUGAAGUCCCUUAUUUCUGAGCAUACGGAUUCCUCUGUUGAAAAGGAACAAAAGGUUUCCACACGUCCAUCAUCGAAGAAAACAUAUUCUUUACGGAGUCAGGCAUCUACAAUUAACACAAACUUGGCCACUAAGAAAAAAGAAGGAACGCUACAGAAAUUUGGAGAAUUUUUACAACAUUCUCCAACAAUUCUUCAAGCAAAAGCAAAGAAGAUAAUUGAAACGAUGAGUUCUUCAAAGCUCUCAAAUGUAGAAAUAAGUAAAGAAAAUGUAUCUCGACCAAAACGGGCCAAACGGAAAUUAUACACAAGUGAAAUUUCAUCUCCUAUUGAUAUAUCUGGCCAAGUGAUUUUGAUGGACGAUAAAGUGAAGGAAAGUGAUCAUCAGAUUCUCAAACGACGACUUCGAACUAAAACAGCCAAAUAAAUCACUUAUGGAGAAUGUUUUAAUAUAAAUUUUAUAGUCAUAAUCAUUGUAACUUGCAUCCUGACCUUAAUGAUAAUUGUAUAUGAUGCAUUAAAUCUCUCUGUAUAUACAUUGCUAUUUUAUACAUAGUAUAAUUUUGAUUCAAUAAAGAAUAUGUCAACAUAAAUUUACUC
This is a messenger RNA of Diceros bicornis minor, 7748 nucleotides long. It is a transcript of the gene KIF20B, whose product is annotated as kinesin family member 20B. The coding region runs from base 2215 to 7575 and encodes 1786 amino acids. Gene Ontology annotation, biological process: microtubule-based movement; mitotic spindle assembly. Lineage: Eukaryota; Metazoa; Chordata; Mammalia; Perissodactyla; Rhinocerotidae. The transcript is spliced from 32 exons. Gene Ontology annotation, molecular function: microtubule binding; ATP binding; plus-end-directed microtubule motor activity. Gene Ontology annotation, cellular component: spindle microtubule; nucleus. The record is from RefSeq and is a predicted model, not a curated record.